UAUCAGCUUAUACAAAGUUGAUUGAGUUAGCGGACUGCCACUCGUGUAGCGCUAAUGUUGACUUGCUGACACCGCGGAGGGAAAGUUGGUAUUGUUGCAGCACGGGUCGGCCGCCGCCACUGCUUGUCCGCGCGCUCAAGCCCCUCAAGGUGACCCACUGCGACGAUCUACCAGUUUUGCUAAAUGCGCUCCAACGAAUCGCAUUCUAUAUGCAAACAGCUCAUCGGGAGCCACAUUAUAAUUGUUAAACAAUGAUGUCAGUAUACGCGAUGUGUUUGUUGGCGAUGUUAACGCCAUCUCUGUGCCGACCGUACGACCCGGAGGACGCGGGGCUCAAGACGGUACUGCCAUCUAGCGGGCAGUUCGAAGCGUUUUAUCCGCGCGAGGCGCACGGCGUGCCAAACGGCUCGUCGAGGCCUGCGCACGGGCACGGCAGUUUCUAUAAGCACCGCAACCCGGCGCUGGUGGACGUCAAGAACGCCGCCGCCUACGGCUUCAGGUUCGACGGCAUGAGAAGAUUCAAUUUUGAUGACGAGUAGCUUCUGAUAGCGAGACAUUAAAUAAAUACAUGUUUGAAA
Messenger RNA from Cydia strobilella, 578 nucleotides. RefSeq lists its product as uncharacterized. The transcript is spliced from 2 exons. Lineage: Eukaryota; Metazoa; Arthropoda; Insecta; Lepidoptera; Tortricidae. The record is from RefSeq and is a predicted model, not a curated record. The coding region runs from base 252 to 539 and encodes 95 amino acids.